AUGGGCAGUUUUCGAAACAUCUUCGCCAAAGUGGCAAUAGGUCUAGCUCUAACAAAUGCCACUUUUGCUGCUUCAAACGUGACGGCAGUACCUCUCACGGAGGGCUGCGCAGCAUAUCCCGGAUACGACGACGCGACCGGCAUCGCGGGACCUCUACACGUCGUAGCCGACUCGACAGGCAAGGAGCUCGACGGCUACCGAUUCAUUCCCAAGUUCGCGAUCGCCGUCGGCGGUGGUAGCUGGGGUUUCAUGGUGAUACCAACCGCCGAGAACGGAACGGCUGACGCCGACGAGACGCCUUUCCGCUGUGGCGAUGGUACGCUCCAGGCUCACUUGAAUGUGGGUAUCGAGGGUGACCGGUGGCAGACUCUCAUCGCGGCUGGGACACCUGCCGAGUCCGUCUUUGGGUUUGGCCUCCCGGAUCUGCCUGAUCCUAAUUACCGCCUUGAGAUUUGGUAUAUCUACCUAGGAUCUCCAGUCGUCAAAGCCUCGCAUUCACACGUCAUAGACGGAGAAGUGCAGCCAGGCGUGUUUCUAGGAGCUGUCAAUGUGACGACCUGGGGUUUCAACUACCAGAACAACACCGAAGCGGGCGAAUACUAUUUCUUGAGAUUAUUGGGUCCCAACAGCAAUAACUUGGCGACGGGGAAGCCGCUGAAUCCGGGUGAAUUUACUGGAUAUAUCAAGAUUACCGCAGCCUGA
Daldinia vernicosa is the source of this 702-nucleotide messenger RNA. RefSeq lists its product as uncharacterized. The record is from RefSeq and is a predicted model, not a curated record. The transcript has 3 exons. The coding region runs from base 1 to 702 and encodes 233 amino acids. NCBI's taxonomy places the organism in Eukaryota, Fungi, Ascomycota, Sordariomycetes, Xylariales, Hypoxylaceae.